Molecule: messenger RNA, 2133 nt
Organism: Zychaea mexicana
Lineage: Eukaryota; Fungi; Mucoromycota; Mucoromycetes; Mucorales; Lichtheimiaceae
Exons: 2
Coding region: 1-2133 (710 amino acids)
Biological process (GO): regulation of transcription by RNA polymerase II; cell differentiation
Molecular function (GO): DNA-binding transcription factor activity, RNA polymerase II-specific; RNA polymerase II cis-regulatory region sequence-specific DNA binding
Source: RefSeq, a predicted model, not a curated record
AUGUCAUCACCAUCCAUCACAACAGCAACAAACAACAACACUGAUAAUGGUCUAUGGGCUUCAUCAAGCCCUGCACCAUACCAUCAGCAACAGCAUCAUCUUCAGCAUCUUCAGCAUCCCCAUCAUCUUUCUCAUUCUAAUCCAACAUAUCAAUUGCAACAACAACAACAACAAUCACCACCUACUAGUACUACUACUAUCACUACUUCUUGUACAAGAACAACUGACUCUAAUUCAUCAUCCUUAUCAUCUCCAUCUUCGCCACCAUCAUCUUCGUCGUCGUCGUCGGCUACAGCAACAGCAACAUCGGGAAAAGGAUCACCCUCGCCAUCAAAGCCUAAUAAUACAAACCGAAAGCGGACACGAGCCACUGCCGAGCAACUGGCUGUGUUAGAAGACACCUUUUCGGUCAAUGUGAGUCCCAACGCCAAGCAUCGCAAACAGCUGUCUGAAAAACUGGGCAUGAGUGAGCGGUCGAUCCAAAUCUGGUUUCAAAACAGGAGAGCCAAAGUCAAGCACAUGCAAAAACGAGCUCAGAUGCAAAUGCAACAAGCAGCAAUGCGUGCGCAAAUGUUUCAUCACCAGCAACAACAACAGCAGCAGCAGCAGCAGUAUUAUUACCCUUAUUCGUGGUUGCAGCAACAACAACUCCAGUUCCAACAGCAGUCUGCAGCCGCAGCAGCAGCAGCUUUCUUCCAACAGCAGCAGCAGCAACAACAACAACAACAGCAGCAACAACAGUUUCAACAUAGACCAUCGUUUUCCAGGGCACAGAGUGUGGAUGCUAUCCAUCAUCACCACCAGCAUCAGUUCUCCUUAUUGUCGGAAAUGCCUGCUUCGACCUCCGCUGCUGCUGCUGCUGCUGCUUCUACUCACCACCAUCAUGGUCUCGCUACUGGCAUCAAUAGUUCCCCAUCCAAUAAUAGCAACACAGCGGCGGCUGAUUGGCCAUCUUCAGGAGGAGCACCACCGGCCGUAAUGGGAGGAGACCAUCAUCAUCAACAACAACAAAGCGCCUUGUCGAUGAUCAUGGCUCGGCAAAGCAUGCCGCCCCAUAUUGGACCUGACUUUGACUCGUUUUUUACUUCCAAUAACAUGCAUGUUGCCACAACACCGGAAGCCCCAGCUGUUACUACUGCAACAACUUAUAGUAGCAGUCAUAGCAGCAACAACAGUUGCUCCUCUGUGCCAUUGGUACCUAUUCCGGACGCUGGACCCACUGUGAUGCUCGGUAACAACCAGCUUACGCCACCUCCUAUCGUGAGUGCCGGCAGUACAAGCUCAUCAUCGUCGUCGUCGUCGUCCAACAAUUCUUCCGUGGGUGACAAUGGCAAUAACAGCGGCUGUUUUGAUCUUGACGAAUUACUGCUCUCAUCGGCAUCAUCCGCUACUACUACUACUGCUGCUGCUGCUGCUGCUCUCACACAGUGUCGCAACGGUGACAGUGGCGGUACCAUUGAUCCUAGCAACCUUGUUGUCAACAACAACAACAAGCAAGAUACCAACAAGAUGAUCAUUUUGGGCGCCACUGCAUUGUCCGUGGGCUCGUGGCAACGACUUGCGUUGAACGCAACGGAUCUGGUGUGUAUCUAUCGACCUACAGAGCGCGAAUUCUCAUGGCAUAUCGAUGACAAUGGCUUGCAAUACAAGAUCCAGUUCUCUAUGGAUGCAGUGCGUGCUAUUGAACUUGAGAAUGGUGACGAUGAAGAGGAGGAGGAGGACGACAAAGUUGCAGCUACUCUGCAAGUCCAUUUCGAUUUACGACCCGAAUCGCCUCCGUUGUUCUAUACCAUGACCGCAGACAAACAAUGGAUGCAGUGCAGUGACUUUACCGAAGGCGCCCAGGCCACCAGUAUCCUUAGACAUACCAUCAAGGGUGUCUCGCAUCAGUUGAAGCAGGACUUGCUGUCUUUGUUGAAUGCUUCGGAAGAAGCGAGUCAAUUAUUAUUAACUACUACUACUGCUAGUAGUGUUGCUGCUGCUGGACAACAACAACCCUCAGAUCUCUUACUUGCUGCUACUACUACCACUAAUGCUGCUAUUCCUGUCGGUAGUGGCCAUGGUAGCUUAGCAACCUUCGAUGAUUUUUUAUCUCCUGCUUGUAAUACUUUCGCUUAUCGUGCCUUUGAUUAA